Messenger RNA from Telopea speciosissima, 1196 nucleotides. RefSeq names its product probable pectinesterase 53. Bases 39 to 1181 code for a protein of 380 amino acids. Gene Ontology annotation, molecular function: pectinesterase activity. Lineage: Eukaryota; Viridiplantae; Streptophyta; Magnoliopsida; Proteales; Proteaceae. The transcript has 5 exons. The record is from RefSeq and is a predicted model, not a curated record. Gene Ontology annotation, biological process: cell wall modification.
CUCUCUCUCUCUCUCUCUCUCUCUCUCUCUCUCUGAGAAUGUCAAAUUUUAAACAGAGUCUCUGUAUUAUAUUCCUUCUUCUCCUCCUUAAUUCAAGCCAAACACUAUGUCACACCAAAGGAAUUCGGCCAAAGAAGCCGGCAGGGAAGCGUUUAUCACCAAAUAUAACCCAUACCCAAUUUGCAGAACAGCAAUUCAUGAAGUGGGUAAAGUUUGUUGGAAGUCUCAGACACUCCCUGUUCUCCACGGCAAAGAACAAACUCUUCCCUUCUUAUACUCUUAUCGUCCAUAAGAACCCAGCAGCUGGAGAUUUUACAACAAUUCAAGCCGCCAUCAAUUCGCUUCCCUUUAUUAAUCUUGUGAGAGUUGUUAUUAAGGUCAAUGCAGGAGUAUAUACGGAGAAAGUGAAUAUACCACCAUUGAAAUCUUUCAUAACCAUAGAAGGAGCAGGUGCUGACAAAACCAUAGUUCAAUGGGGAGACACAGCUCAAACAAUUGGGUCUAAAGGGCAGUCUAUUGGUACCUUCAAUUCUGCAACAUUUGCAGUAAAUUCCCCUUAUUUCAUAGCAAAAAACCUCACUUUUAAGAACACAACACCUCUUCCCCCACCAGGAGCUUCUGGAAAGCAAGCAGUAGCACUUAGGAUAUCAGCAGAUACAGCAGCCUUUUGGGGUUGUAAAUUCUUGGGAGCUCAAGACACACUGUAUGAUCACCUGGGCAGACACUAUUACAAGGAUUGCUAUAUUGAAGGUUCUGUGGAUUUCAUCUUUGGCAAUGGUCUCUCUCUUUAUGAGGGUUGUCAUGUGCAUGCAAUAGCUCAAAACUAUGGGGCACUCACAGCACAAGGAAGGGGAAGUCUGCUAGAAGACACAGGGUUCUCUUUUGUGAACUGUAAGGUCACGGGUUCAGGAGCUCUAUAUCUUGGUAGGGCAUGGGGUACCUUCUCUAGGGUUGUCUUUGCUUAUACAUAUAUGGACGAUAUUAUCCUUCCCAAAGGCUGGUAUAACUGGGGAGACCCCAACAGGGAAAUGACCGUAUUCUAUGGACAGUAUAAGUGCACUGGACCAGGAGCAAUCAAUGCAGGAAGAGUUGUAUGGUCGAGAGAAUUGACUGAUGAAGAGGCCAAGCCUUUUAUUUCUCUGAGCUUCAUUGACGGAUCAGAGUGGAUCAAUUUGUUAUAGAGGGGGUGGCUUCUC